AUGCGCCAAAUAGUGUCUACCUUUUUAUUUGUAACUGUAGUCUCUGGGACUAUAAUCGUUGUUUCUUCCGAAAAAUGAUUCAUUAUCUGAGUUGGCUUAGAGCUUAGAACCUUAGCAUUGGUUCCAAUCCUUUGCUCAGGAUUCUCCCCACGAAAAGUGGAGGCGGACAAUAAGUACUUUCUUGUUCAAGCUUCAAGGGCUGCACUUUUGCUAAAAGGCGCCCUUGGACAAGCUUGGUUGACGGGAUCAUGAUCAAUCCUAGAUCCUGUUAAAGAGGUAACCUCCAUUUGCCUAAGAAUAGCCCUUGCAUUUAAGAUAGGCCUUGCCCCUGUCCACUUCUGAUUUCCAGAUGUUUUACAAGGGUUGCCCUUUUUCCAAGGGCUAAUAAUAGCCACUUGGCAAAAGAUAGCCCCUCUAAUACUAAUGUUUUAUUUUAGCCAGUUAGGUUUUUCUUACCUACUUAUAACACCUAGGUUAAUUUCUGUGCUGAUAGGGGGCUGGGGAGGGCUAAAUCAGACGCAAGUGCGUAAGAUUUUAGCAUUCUCUUCAAUAGGAAAAAUGGGCUGAUUAGUCAUAACAUCAGCUUACUCCUUUAACGCUGCGAUCAUUAUGUUAGUUAUUUACUUAAUUAUUAACACUUCUUUGUUUUUAUUGUUUGACCACUUAAAGGUCUCCACAUUGGGACACUUAAAAACUAUUUCUCAGCUUUCACCAAUUAGAGUUGCUCUUGUUCUCCUAGUGAUGCUCUCUCUAGGAGGCCUUCCCCCAUUAACCGGGUUUAUCCUAAAGUUUACCUCCCUUUAUUUCUUGGUUGCCAAAAAUUUUAUCAUUUUAUCUUCUAUUAUGAUAAUUGGAAAUCUUCAAGAUUAUUUUUUUUAUCUCCGAAUUUCGUUUAAAACUAGCUUAUUUCUGUUUCCCCAACACAUUAUUAGAUCCGCCUCAUGGCGAAAUAGGACAAUAAUUUCACCUCUCGCCCCAAAGGCAUGAUUAAGUUCGGUCUCCACUGUGUUGAGUACUCUUGCAAUACCCCUUACCCUCCCCUUAUAUAUAAUUACAUAG
Molecule: messenger RNA, 1059 nt
Organism: Strongylocentrotus purpuratus (purple sea urchin)
Lineage: Eukaryota; Metazoa; Echinodermata; Echinoidea; Camarodonta; Strongylocentrotidae
Source: the annotation of a RefSeq genome assembly